This is a messenger RNA of Aspergillus candidus, 2477 nucleotides long. RefSeq names its product putative glycosyl hydrolase. The record is from RefSeq and is a predicted model, not a curated record. Gene Ontology annotation, molecular function: hydrolase activity, hydrolyzing O-glycosyl compounds. Lineage: Eukaryota; Fungi; Ascomycota; Eurotiomycetes; Eurotiales; Aspergillaceae. The transcript has 2 exons. The coding region runs from base 9 to 2477 and encodes 822 amino acids. Gene Ontology annotation, biological process: carbohydrate metabolic process.
GGCAUCGCAUGGGACCCCGAGGAACCGUGAUGGCUGGAAUGCUGGAGAGUAAAGCUUACGGGGAGAAGGAGAUAUUCUUCUCCAAUAACUUGGAUAAGAUCGACGUGUCGGAUUUCCAAGUCCCCUGGCUGUACCGUGAAGAGAUCACGCUUGAGAAACCCGCCAAAGGACAGCACGUCUUCCUCGUCACUCACGGCAUCACUUCGAAGGCCGAUAUAUACCUCAAUGGAGAGCAAGUGGUUGCUAGUAAGUUGCAUCAAGGCUCAUACGGUGGCCAUCGCUACGACAUUACGGGUCUCAUCAAGUCUGGACCGAACGCAUUCCUGGUGCAAGCGUAUCCUACCAGCUAUGUUCGCGACUUUGCACAGAGCUUCGAGGACUGGAAUCCGUAUCCCCCCGACAAUGGGACGGGGGUCUGGCGAAGCAUGGAAGUGCAGCACACCGGUACCAUAUCUAUGUCUCCCGUGCGCGUCACAACCGACUUCAUUAAGCUGGGCACUGAGGAGGUCACUGUUGAUGUGAUCGCCGACCUUACGAAUCACGCAGACACCCCCACUCAUGGAGUCAUGCAGGGCACAAUCCAAUCUGACGAUGGAUCGCAAAUUGUCCCUCUGUCCCAUGAUGUUGAGCUGGACAGCAGGGGGAAAACCACGAUCAAAAUCACUGUGCCCCUAAACAACCCACGAGUAUGGUGGCCUGCCACAUGGGGCAGCCAGCCUCUGUACACCGUUCAUCUGAACGUCUCCCUGGCGGAUGGCGAGAUUUCGGACAAGGCAGAGCCUACUAACUUCGGCAUUCGUCACGUCGCAUCUAAUCUCAACAAACAUGACGACACGUCGUUCACCGUAAAUGGUUACAAGUUUCAUGUUCGGGGAGCGGGAUAUACGCCCGACAUGUUCUUGCGAUUCGAUCUCGAGCGUGUGCGAACGAUCUUCCAAUACAUGCUGGAUAUGGGACUCAAUACGGUGCGCCUGGAGGGCAAACAGGAGCACCCCGAGCUGUACGACCUGGCUGACAACAUGGGACUCAUGGUAAUGGCUGGGUGGGAGUGCUGCACUAAAUGGGAGGGAUGGAAGCACAAUGACGAGGGGUCGGGCGACCUGUGGAUUGACAAAGACUACGCAAUCGCACAGGACGCUAUGGAGCACGAGGCCCAGAUGAUGCAGGCCCACGCCUCGAUGUUAUGUUUCCUCGUCGCAUCAGACUUCUGGCCCGAUGAUCGCGCGACCGCCAUGUUCGUGGACGUCCUGGAUGGCAUGAACUGGCCCAACCCAAUCAUCGCAUCGGCCAGCAAACGGGGCUUCCCCAAACAACUUGGUCCGUCGGGGAUGAAAAUGGAGGGGCCUUACGACUGGGUACCUCCGAACUACUGGUACGAGGACCAGCUUGGCGCGGCGUUCGGGUUUGGCUCCGAGUUGGGGUCAGGCGUCGGCACACCCGAGCUCGGCAGUCUCAAGGAAUUCCUGUCGGAGGCCGACCUGGAGGACCUGUGGAAGGAGCCUCACAAAGACCUGUACCACAUGUCGAAGGAGAGGUCGAAGUUCGCCAACCGGGCGAUCUACAACGACGCGCUGUACGCGCGGUACGGGGCCCCAACCAGCCUCGAAGACUACCUCCUCAAGGCGCAGAUAAUGGACUACGAAGCGACGCGCUCGCAGUUUGAAGCCUACGCCGCGAGGCAGGGCGCCAAGAAACCAGCCACGGGGCUCAUCUACUGGAUGUUGAACGGCGCGUGGCCAAGCCUGCACUGGCAGCUCUUCGACUACUACCUGCGGCCGGCGGGGUCGUAUUUCGGGGCGAAGAUGGGCGGCCGCACGGAACACGUAGCGUAUGACUACAAGGAACGGACGGUGCACAUCAUCAAUCACAGCGUGGACAAGCAAGGACCGCGCACAGUCACAAUCGACCUCGUCAAUACGAAGGGGAAAACCAUCGUGUCGAAGAACGCCACCGCAGACACGGCCCCUCUCUCCUCGAAGCAAGUAACGAAAAUUCCAGAAAUAGAAGAACUCAAAGACGUGGGGUUCCUCAGGCUCGUCCUGAAGGACACCACUACGGACACCAAUCUCAGCAGAAACGUAUACUGGGUGACAGCCGACAACGACGUUCUCGACUGGGACAAUUCCACCUACUACGUGACGCCCGUCACAAAAUACAUCAACAUGCAAGCGCUGAGCAAGCUCCCCCGCGCGGAAGUGACGGCAAAAGCGGCUCCGCUGCCGGGUGAGCAUAGGGACAAGUCGACAAAGGUGCAGGUCACUCUGGAGAACAAGGCGGAUACGCCCGCGUUCUUCCUCCGGCUGACGGCAGUGGACCCCGAGUCGCACCAGGAGAUCGCGCCUGUAUACUGGUCGGAUAAUUACGUCACGCUGCUACCUCGUGAGAGAUACACUGUGACAGUGGAGUUUAUUAGUGACCAGUGGGAGGUGGAGCUGUCUGGGGGGAACAUGGAUAAGAAUGUUAUUGGGCAUAGUUGA